Physeter macrocephalus (sperm whale) is the source of this 3738-nucleotide messenger RNA. It is a transcript of the gene RUFY1, whose product is annotated as RUN and FYVE domain containing 1. The record is from RefSeq and is a predicted model, not a curated record. Bases 563 to 2839 code for a protein of 758 amino acids. Gene Ontology annotation, cellular component: cytoplasm; intracellular membrane-bounded organelle. The transcript has 21 exons. Gene Ontology annotation, molecular function: metal ion binding. NCBI's taxonomy places the organism in Eukaryota, Metazoa, Chordata, Mammalia, Artiodactyla, Physeteridae. Gene Ontology annotation, biological process: regulation of endocytosis; protein transport.
CUUAUUUAAUUGGUUUUAUUAUUUUUAUUAUUAUCACCAUUUAACUAAUUAAUAGCAGAGUCCAGAUCUUCUGAUUCCCAGUCCACCACAGUGUGCUCUUUCCUGCCAAGUUGUAGAUUUUAGUUAUUAAAAAAAAAAAAGUCCUGCUUUCCUGCCUCACCUGUCCCACAGUUUCCUUACCCGCUCUUUUAGGGCUUGUUCUGAAAACUGCUGCAGAAAAAUCACUAAGUAGAAGUAAAGUAUGAAAUGAAAAUGAAAAAGAGGAAAUAGUGUCACAAAAAAAACUACGGCCAUGUGGGCUGUGCCCAAGCCAGGUUGGGUGCACCACAACAAAAGGAGAAAGCGCAAGAAUAACUUCCACGAAAACAAGUCCUCCCAGGUGAUGAGACCGUGGGUGCUUCUUAUGAUUUGCACUUUCCCGAGGUUUUUUAAAAUGAAAGAAAAGAAAGGAGGGCGGUAAAGAGGAAAGCCCGUCGCGAACACGGAAAACUAACAGCAAGGGCGCAAAAGCGCCCGCCUGCACCGAGUUCGCUGCCUGCCGGGGCCACGUGACAAGACCAAGAUGGCCGACGGGGAAGAUCAGUGCCGGGCGGGGCAGGAGCCGGGGCCGGAGCCGGGAGAAGAGUUUGAGAUCGUGGACCGGAGCCAGCUGCCGGGCCCAGGCGAACUGCGGAGGGCGGCGAAGCCGCGUGCGGCGGCGGAAGGCUGGUCAGCGCCCAUCCUCACCCUGGCGCGGAGGGCCACUGGCAACCUGUCGGCGAGCUGCGGCACCGCGCUACGCGCGGCCGCUGGGCUGGGCGGCGCGGACGGCGGCGCGAACGGCGCGGCGCGCGCAGCUUCCAAGUGCCAGAUGAUGGAGGAGCGUGUCAACCUGAUGCACAUGAUGAAACUCAGCAUCAAGGUCCUGCUCCAGUCCGCCCUGAGCCUGGGCCGCAGCCUGGAUGCAGACCAUGCCCCCUUGCAGCAGUUCUUUGUAGUGAUGGAGCACUGCCUCAAACAUGGGCUGAAAGUUAAGAAGAGUUUUAUUGGCCAAAAUAAAUCUUUCUUUGGUCCUUUGGAGCUGGUGGAGAAACUUUGUCCAGAAGCAUCAGAUAUAGCCACUAGUGUCAGAAAUCUGCCAGAAUUAAAGACAGCUGUGGGAAGGGGCAGAGCUUGGCUUUAUCUUGCACUCAUGCAGAAGAAACUGGCAGAUUAUCUGAAAGUGCUUAUAGACAAUAAACAUCUCUUAAGUGAGUUCUAUGAGCCUGAGGCAUUAAUGAUGGAGGAAGAAGGGAUGGUGAUUGUUGGUCUGCUGGUGGGACUCAAUGUGCUUGAUGCCAACCUCUGUUUAAAAGGAGAAGACUUGGAUUCUCAGGUUGGAGUGAUCGAUUUUUCUCUCUACAUUAAGGAUGUGCAGGAUCUUGAUGUUGGCAAAGAGCAUGAAAGAAUUACUGAUGUCCUUGAUCAAAAAAAUUAUGUGGAAGAACUUAACCGGCACUUAAGCUGCACGGUUGGAGAUCUUCAAACCAAGAUAGAAGGGUUGGAAAAGACUAAUUCAAAGCUUCAAGAAGAGCUUUCAGCUGCAACAGACCGAAUUUGUUCACUUCAAGAAGAACAGCAACAAUUAAGAGAACAAAAUGAAUUAAUUCGUGAGAAAAGCGAAAAAAGCGUAGAGAUAACAAAACAGGAUACAAAAGUUGAGCUGGAGACUUACAAGCAGACUCGGCAAGGUCUGGAUGAAAUGUACAAUGAUGUGUGGAAGCAGCUGAAGGAGGAGAAGAAAGCCCGUUUGGAACUAGAAAAAGAACUGGAGCUACAAAUUGGAAUGAAAACCGAAAUGGAAAUCGCAAUGAAGUUACUAGAAAAGGACACCCACGAGAAGCAGGAUACUCUAGUUGCCCUGCGCCAGCAGCUGGAGGAAGUCAAAGCAAUUAACUUACAGAUGUUUCACAAAGUUCAGAAUGCGGAGAGCAGUUUACAACAGAAGAAUGAAGCCAUCACAUCUUUUGAAGAAAAAACCAAUCAAGUUAUGUCCAGCAUGAAACAAAUGGAAGAAAGGUUACAGCACUCAGAGAGGGCGAGGCAGGGGGCCGAGGAGCGGAGCCACAAGCUGCAGCAGGAGCUCGGCGGGAGGAGCAGCGCUCUGCAGCACCAGCUCUCCCAGCUGCACGAGCAGUGCGCAAGUCUAGAGAAAGAGUUGAAAUCAGAAAAAGAGCAAAGACAGGCUCUUCAGCGAGAAUUACAGCAUGAGAAAGACACUUCCUCUCUACUCCGAGCAGAGCUACAGCAAGUAGAAGGAUUAAAAAAGGAGCUGCGGGAGCUCCAGGAUGAGAAGACAGAGUUACAGAAGGUUUGUGACGAGCAGGAACAAGCCCUCCAGGAAAUGGGUCUGCACCUCAGCCAGUCAAAGUUGAAGAUGGAAGACAUCAAAGAAGUAAAUAAGGCACUGAAGAUAAGAAAAUGCUGCUCAGAGCCAUGUAACUUAGCUGAGAUGAUGAUGCUGCAAGUGGCAGGGCCCAAGCUGGAACCGAGGUCCUCUGGUUCUGGUUUCUCUGCUGUCAGCUGUAGUUUGACAUUAGGCCUAGAUCAUAGGUGCCCUAACGAAGGAAAUGAAAAGUGGCAGAAAGAGAUCCAGGGCCAUACUUGGCUGAAAGACGAUGAAGCCACACACUGUAAGCAGUGUGAAAAGGAGUUUUCCAUUUCCCGGAGAAAGCACCACUGCCGAAACUGUGGCCACAUCUUCUGCAACACGUGCUCCAGUAAUGAGCUGGCCCUGCCCUCCUACCCCAAGCCAGUACGUGUGUGCGACAGCUGCCACACCCUGCUCCUUCAGCGUUGCUCCUCCUCCACCGGCUCCUAAGGCAUGUUUUUCAACAAAGAUGUUCCUUGUGAAAAACUAGAGGACCAGGGGAAGGAACCCUCCUUGUGUCCAAUUGCCCAGACAUGGAGUGACUCAGUAAAGAUCUCAGGGGCAGCAGCUGAAUACCAGUGCUCAACAGUGCCUCCCCAGAAAAUUAUCAAGUACAACACUCCUGUAUCCCCAACCCAACUGAAGGGCCAAUUUGACUUCAUCUUCUGAUUCAAGUUCAACAAAAGCCUCGCCACUCGGUCUGCCUUCUCUGGUGUAGAUGAAACGAAUACCUUGAGCCCCAUUUUGAAUUUUGCAGUCUGGAAAGAAAACAACCGUUAAUACAGAAUUUAAAACUAAAAACCACCUCUGGGUGAUGAAAUGCCUAUACACAACCCCACUACAAAGCAGAGCAUUUGCAAAACCUAAAAUGAGCAAGGUAUUACUAAUUCCUAGGGUGUCGCUUUCAGUAAUUAAACAGUUUUCCUCUCAUGACCAAACUUUCUUAUUCCCUAUAUUCCCAAUCCAUCAAGAAAAUCCAAUAUUCAAAGCACUUUCUUAAUGAAGUUAUCUCCAAGUCCUCACUACUCAAGUGUCCAUUAAACAUCCUUUUUAUAACUCCUCAGUAAACUUUUAAGUCUGGACCUUGUGAUUUUAUGGCAUUUUCUGAAUAAACGUGAUUUGGAGUUUUGAUUUGGGGUAUUUGACAGUUUUACCUUACUAGCAGCAACAUUACAAUGUCUUGCUCGAAUCCAAAUUGCAGGGCCAAUACUCACCUGAAAGGGGAUCAAUGUUACCAAGCUAAAAUGCUCCAAGUUGCACAGCUGAAGCCAAACCCAGUCUUGCCCACUGCAAGGUGGCUUCCAGUGUACUUGGUUCUUGUUUUACAGGUCGUUUUCCGUUACACACGC